This is a messenger RNA of Mya arenaria, 3541 nucleotides long. RefSeq names its product palmitoyltransferase ZDHHC17-like. Gene Ontology annotation, biological process: protein palmitoylation. Gene Ontology annotation, molecular function: protein binding; palmitoyltransferase activity. Gene Ontology annotation, cellular component: Golgi membrane. The transcript has 15 exons. The record is from RefSeq and is a predicted model, not a curated record. Bases 38 to 2035 code for a protein of 665 amino acids. NCBI's taxonomy places the organism in Eukaryota, Metazoa, Mollusca, Bivalvia, Myida, Myidae.
CUUAGGGCACAUAACACAUUUGUCAGAAUUUGUCAGAAUGCAAGAACCAGAAAAAGAUCCUAAUUGCAAUCCAAUGCAACCGCUUUUAGAGGGGUGUGCUCCUGAAGAUGGAACAAGGAAUGAACCCACCCCUCCCCCUGAGAUGAACAAUCUGCAGCAGCCAGGGGAAGACCACAGCAUGCAGUAUGACAUUGUGAAGGCCACACAAUAUGGCGUGUUUGAGCGUGUCGAGGAGCUGGUGGAGGGCGGUCUGGAUGUGAACACAAUGGACCAGGAAAACGUCAGUCUGAUGCACUGGGCAGCCAUCAACAACAGGAUCAACAUUGUUAGGUACUUGAUCAGUAAAGGAGCAGUGAUAGAUCGGUUUGGAGGGGACCUGAAUUCAACUCCCCUGCAUUGGGCAACAAGACAAGGUCACCUGCCAAUGGUUGUACUUUUGAUGUCGUAUGGAGCAGACCCUUCAGUCAGAGAUGGAGAAGGCUGCAGUUGCAUCCACCUGGCUGCCCAGUUUGGCCACACAUCUAUUGUUGCAUACCUGAUAGCCAAGGGUCAAGAUGUGGACAUGCUGGACAAGAAUGGGAUGACCGCCCUUAUGUGGGCCUCUUAUAGGGUCUUUGGCUAUGACCCAGCGCGACUGCUGCUGACAUUUGGUGCAUCUGUGAACAAGCGGGACAGAGUGAAUGAAAACACGCCCUUACAUUGGUCCAACCUGACAGGGAACAAUGUUGUCGGAAAAAUGCUUCUCAAGGCUGGCGCGGAUCUUGAUGCUAUCAAUUCAAAGGGAGAGAGCCCACUGGAUGUAGCUGCCCAGCAGAAGAAUGUGGGCAUGGUGAAAAGAAUCCGGGAACUGCGACUAGAGAAGGGGCUUGACUCCCGUAACUGUCUCAUCAAGUACACAGCUGACCAGACUUUCAAGAGGAGAGUAAUGUUUGGUUUCCCAUUCUUAGUUCUGUUUGCCAUUGGAUUUAUUCCUGAGUGUAGUUUCCCCAUUGAGAUCAAGCUGCUGUUGGCUGGUUUGGUCUUCUUGUUCUGGAGGGCUUGCUCAUUGUUUAUAUUCGAUGACAGUCUGUGGGUGGUGAUGCCGGUAGCCUGGUACCUGGCCACCAAACUGUGGAUGUACACCACCUGGAUUCUUUACCUCCACCCUAUUGUGGAAGCCAGCCUGUUGCAGGAUGUGAUGUUCUGGACUGUAUCUGUGCUCCUGACCUUCAACUUUUGGAAAGCCUGGAAAACAGACCCUGGCUUUAUUAGGACAGAUAAAACAGAGAAAAUAAAGGGCAUUUUAGAGUUAGCCGAGUCACAGACGUUACACCUGCACCAGUUCUGCACAACAUGUCUGAUCCGGCGGCCACUCCGCUCCAAGCACUGCUCUGUGUGUAACAAAUGCGUGGCCAAGUUUGAUCACCAUUGCCCCUGGGUGGAGAACUGUGUUGGUGCGCUGAACCACAAGUAUUUUGUGAGCUACUUGUUCUUCCUGCAGAUUCUCGUGUGCUGGUGCAUUUAUGGCUGUCUUUGUUACUGGAGUGUAAACUGUGAGAAGGUUCACUUUUACGAUGAUGGGAUCACAGGCUCUGUGUGGAAGGUGGUAAAACCCUCGCCCUGGGUGUUCUGGAUCGGGCUCAACAGCUUCCUACACUUUCUCUGGGUUGGAGCUCUCCUGCUGAGUCAGCUAUACCAGAUCAUGUGGCUUGGUAUGACGACGAACGAGCGUCUGAACCAUGCAAGGUAUUAUUACCUGGAUGCAAUGAGCAAGAAGCGUAUGGCUGAGAACAAUGCACCGAAGGCUCAGAAUCACGGACAUUCUCAUGGAAUUGGGGACAAACAGUGCUUCAAUGAUCAUUCCCAGAAACCAUACAGAAAUCCAUUUCACCGAGGAGUAUUGAAGAACCUUAUAGACGUUUUAGGCUGCCGAUGCUUUGGUCUUUUCCGUCCCAGCAAGAUGAACUGGUAUAACCAGUACGACAUUCCUGGAGAAGAGACCGCCAGUACAAGAAUGCCGCUCAAUGUCCACAGAGAUAACUACCAAUUUGUUUGAAAGUAGAUGUAUUUCAAUAUAGGAACAAAUUCUACUGUGAUAGUAGCAACCUAGUGUGUGACCAAAGAUCAAAUACCUGUAUGCUUGUGUAGACCUGUACCUUUCUGAUAGUUGAACACCAAAUUCUGUUUCCAGAAACUGUAGUAUAAUCAUUGCUCUUAAAUUAAAUUUGAGCAUGUUUGUAAAGUUGUUUACAUGAUUCACAAACAAUCUGAUGAUAGUAAACUGUCCAGAACAAGAAGAAAACUGUGCCUGUCAUCAGCCAUGCACUCUUUGACUUUUUGUUAUUUUUGAAAACGAAUCAUUGUUUCUCUGGAUUAGCCGAAUAGCUGCCAUUGAAUUAUAUUGUUCUUGUAGCUGUUUUCGCUAAUAUUCACUGUUAUUGUUGUUAACAGUGUUUUAUAGUAAUCAUGUGUUUGAGUGUUUUAGUGUGUUUUUUAUUUGAUGUCUGAAUAUUUUUCACACAUUAUAUUGUAGGAUGUGUAAUUAAAUUUGUUUUGAUAUACAUGUAUGUAUUUGUCAUUCAUCAAUUGUAACGGGUACCAGUAAUCGAUUUCCCUUAUGCCAUACAUACUCGCCCCACAUUGGAAGCUUCCUCUUCAGGCACUAGGGAAAUGAAUGUUAAUAAUCAAUGGAAAAAAUGUGCAACAAUACAUGUUAUAUACAAUUGUAAAGUUCCCACACUUUUCUUACAGUGUCUGUGAAAUGUUUGCUCUUUUUAUUUAACAAACUGGGUUAUGAACAACUAUUAUUUGAAAGAAUUAUUUGAAAGAACCCAGGCACUGCCCAUUUUUACAUACAGAUUAAAGUUUAGUAGAAUUGUAGCAUAUAUUGAACUAAAUAGUUAUUUAUCUAUAGUCAUACUAAAACAUAAAAACAUGACAAAGUAGCUUUAUAUUAUAAUGUACAUGUAUAUAAAAAUGAAAUCCAACUGGUGUUAUAAAACUUAAAAGAAACAUAUAAUUAUAUUGUGAUUAAAACUCAUCCUUGCUUUGCUUAAAAUAAGGUCACAUUUUCAUGCAUUUUACGCUGAAUGAACUGUGUACAUUGUACAUUUCAUUUCUGAGUUUCUAUUAUCAUUUAAAUGAUAUCACGAUAAACUUUUUUUACAUAAACAAUUAUUUGUUUUUAACUUUUGACUUGACACAACAAAAUUGCUUUAUUAUAGUGAAUUCUGUGUUUCAUAAGUUUGAUCAUCAUAGUCUUUUAAUACUGUAUUCACAAUGUACAGCUACAGUUUCCACAUCCUAUCAUGUUCAUUUUGUGCUCAUCCUAUAUAUUUAAUGCAAGAGCUUCUUCUCAUUCAAUGCAUUUUUAUAUACAACAUGCAACCAACUGCAUACCUUCAGUAUAUUACUACCUAGUUUAGAGGAAACCUGUUUCACUUUAGUAUUGUUUUUGUAUUCCUUUACUAGAAUUGUUUGAUGUAUUUAGUACAUGGACUUUGUUGAAUAGUGUUAAUUAUUAUCUUUUUGUAAUCUUCUUACUAAAUAAAGCUGCUCUGAA